AUGGAUGGUGGAUCAAGCGACGAGGCACCUUAUACAAGUGAUGAUACCAUCGACGCAUAUAGCGUUGAUGGGGAUGUAUCUGGAGAUGAAGAAGAAGAAGAAGAAGAAGGGGCUCAUGCACAAGGUCCUUUGGAGCAUGAAGAACUUGUUAAUCUUGAAGAUGAUAAUGAAGAUUGUCUAAUGCCAUUCAAUAAAGUUCAAGAAGAUGUGGUAUUUUGGUCGCUAGAUAGAAAUGUGAUAGAAAAAGGAAUGUUUUUUCAAAGCAAGGCGGAGCUUAUACACGCUGUUAGGCUUUGGAACAUAAGAGAAAACAGAGAACUUAUUGUUAUGGAUACAAGGCCAGCGUUUUGGAAAGCACAGUGCAUGACCAGGGGGAAGAAUUAUCGUGGUGUUUUAGACCGGGUUCCGUGUAGGUGGCUUGUAGCUGGAUCUAACAGAAACAGAUUAGGAUUGUUUCAGAUCACAAAGUGGGUGGAGAGUCACAAUUGUUAUGAAGAAGUGAUAUCUAAUAACAAUCGUUGUAUGACAGCAAGUAUGAUUGCUUCUGAAAUUUUGUCACAAGUGCGGGAGGAUUUAACUUUAAAAGUUAGACAGAUCCAUGCCCAAGUAAAAACAACAUUCAAUGUUGAUGUGAGCUACGCCAAGGCGUGGAAUGCAAGAAGGUUAGCAAUUGAAAGGUUGUAUGGAACUUGGCCGAGUAACUUUGAUGCACUGCCCAAGUAUGUUGCUGAAUUACAAUGUGCUAACCCAGACACUGUUGUGGAAUGGCUCCAUUCUCCAACCAGUUCAAGCCAUAUACAUACAUUCAAGUAUGUAUUUUGGGCAUUUGGACCGGCAAUUAGGGCAUUCCAACGUUGUAUUCCGGUUAUCUUUGUCGAUGGCACUCAUUUGAAAGGCAGCUACAAAGGUAAGUUGGUAACUGUAGUGACAAAGAACGCCAAUGGACAACUAUUGUCGGUCGCUUAUGGCAUGGUUGAUGAAGAGUCUAAUGAAAGUUGGGGAUGGUUUCUAAAUCUCUUUAAAGAGCAUGUCGGGUCGCAGAGGCAAGGUGAUUUGUGUAUCAUUUCAGACCGUCACCAAGGCAUUCUUAAUGCAGUGAGCCAAAUUGAUGGGUGGCAUCAUCGGUAUUGUUUGAGGCACGUUUGUAGCAACGUGAACUUGCACUUCAAGAACAGGAGAAUCAAAAAUCUGGCUUGGGUUAUCGGUUCCACCUCCCAAUCAUCCAAGUAUACUUGGGCGAUAAACACAAUCAAAGGUGAAGAUGAUGUUGUUUGGCCGUAUUUGAGGAACAUUGGUUUGGAGAAGUGGACUCUAAGGCAUGACUCGGCGCUUCGUCGUUGGGGUAACUUAACAACAAACAUUGCCGAGUGCCAAAACAAUAUCCUUGGUAAGGCUCGAAUGCUACCUAUUAGAGCUUUAAUUGAGAGCACUUUUACUUGGACAAGAGACCAUUUUGUCAGCCAAUACCGGAAGGCAAGUAGUUGGAACCCACCACUAGCUCGCAAAAUGUGGCAGGUUUAUCAGAUGCGUGAACGAGCCUCAACAAGCCAUAGAGUGGAAGUGUUUGAUGAACGAACAGGUAAUUACACGGUCAGAACAAACCAAAGAAAUGCACAAGGCGAGUACACAUACAAUGUUGUGAUGGGGGAGAAUAGGAAAAAAUGCUCUUGUGGAGCUUGGCAGCAUCAAAGGUUUCCAUGUUCUCAUGCCAUUGCUGUUUGCGGAUAUAGACAAGAGAGAGCUGUUCAUCUUACAAGUAAAAGGUACACAACUAGGACAUGA
Messenger RNA from Erigeron canadensis, 1782 nucleotides. RefSeq lists its product as uncharacterized. Gene Ontology annotation, molecular function: zinc ion binding. The transcript has a single exon. The coding region runs from base 1 to 1782 and encodes 593 amino acids. NCBI's taxonomy places the organism in Eukaryota, Viridiplantae, Streptophyta, Magnoliopsida, Asterales, Asteraceae. The record is from RefSeq and is a predicted model, not a curated record.